AUGAUGGGUGUAAGUGGUUGUAUGAGUGUUAGGCAAGCGAGGGGGGCCUGCCAUUGCCCGGCGUGUCCUAGGGCUUCAGGGCACGGGGCACCGAUGCCGCCUCAGACCCUGGUCUUACCGCCGAUGGCUUUGGAACCGGAGACGACGCCGGUAAAGGAUAAGAAAGGAUCCAAAAUGAAGGUUUUGAAGAAAAUUAAGAAAAAGAUGGGACUUGCACCCCGAACCUCAUGCACUGGUGGCGCGCCCAACAAUCUACCGCCCCUCAGCUUCCACGCGGUACACGGAGAGAACGUAAGGAUCUCACGAGAUGGCACCACAGCGCGCCGCGUUGAAUCGUUCUGCAAGGGAGUCGCGUUCAGCGCUAGGCCAGUUAGGGUUAAUGAAAAAGUGUGCGUACGUUUCGUCGAAAUCUCCAACAGCUGGAGUGGAGUCAUUCGUUUCGGAUUCACCACCCACGACCCCACGACAUUAGCUCACGCGUUACCCAAAUACGCUUGUCCAGAUCUCACCAACAAACCCGGCAACUGGGCCAAGGCGUUGGGGGAACGAUUCUGCGAGAAGGAUAAUAUACUAUAUUACUACGUUAAUUCAGCGGGAGACGUUCAUUUCGGAAUAAACGGGGAAGAUAAGGGACUUUUCUUCUCUGGAGUGGACACAAGGAGUCCUCUGUGGGCUUUAAUAGACGUAUAUGGUAACUGUACGGCUGUCCAAUUCGCAGAUCCAAGAGCACCGAAUCAAAUGAGGAGGUCCACGCAAAGCCCAUUAGUGGAAGAUGACAGACUCAUAGGUGGGAUGCGAUCUCUAAGCGUAGAAGAAGCGUUGCCUCCACCCAGAUACCAAAACCCAUUAGCGCCACUCAGCUUACACCGGACUAAAGGAAGGAACGUCCACUUCGUGAACGAUAGGGGUGUAGCGGCCAGAAUAGAAGCGGAAUUCUGUCAGGGAUACGUGUUCACAGCGCGCCCGAUGCGUCCCGGACAGACGAUCGUGGUCCAGAUCUUAGCGACCGAGUCCGCAUAUGCUGGGAGUUUAGCCAUAGGUCUGACGUCAUGCGAUCCAGCUACCCUAAGACCCUGCGACUUGCCGGACGAUGCUGAACAGUUACUAGACCGUCCUGAAUACUGGGUUGUUAGAAGAGAUGCUGCCAACGGCCUGCGAAGAGGAGAUGAGUUGGCAGUAACACUAACUGUUGACGGUGAAGUGCGCGUGAGCAGGAAUGGGUCCAAUCCUGUUACUGUUAUGCACGUAGACCACACACUGAGGCUUUGGGCCUUCGUGGAUAUAUAUGGGGCGACUCAGAAAGUCAGAAUGCUAAGCUCCCAGAUCCUCCCAGCUCAAACUCCCCCUCAACAAUUGCGGGUGUUGGCGGGAUCGGCAUCUCCAAUUGCGACAGGCGCAGGCGGUACUGUGCUCGUCGUCAGUCUUCCCCCACAAACAAAUGGACAGAAUUUGUCGAACCAUCAACAGGGAUUGACUUUAGCCAGCGCACAUUAUAUUGAGCCGAUUCAAGCAUCAUCACAGCUAUGCCUGGCCGGAUUCCAGCCGAUGCCACCACAAACCGCCUCAUGUAGUUCUCAACCGCAGUCCUACCAGCAGCAGAGGCCUAGGCAAGACAUCCAAUGCUCUUCCACAAGCCAGAACAACUCCAACGAGCAAGUUCAAAUCCCCAAUGGGCACGGGGAACCUAUAAGACUCGAAAGGAUACCCAAUGGGCCAUCAACCAGCCGCCAAAUGCCUUCUUCGUCUCAUCACCAGCCAAUCUAUUCGGUUAUCGGGGAAGGAAAUCUCACUGGAGAAUGCACAAUUUGCUAUGAAAACCCGGUAGACAGUGUAUUGUAUAUGUGUGGACACAUGUGCAUGUGCUACAGAUGCGCCGUGCAACAGUGGAGGGGUAAGGGUGGGGGUCAGUGCCCGCUGUGCAGGGCCCAAAUAAAGGACGUUAUCCGCACGUACAAAUCCUGA
Molecule: messenger RNA, 1962 nt
Organism: Parnassius mnemosyne (clouded apollo)
Lineage: Eukaryota; Metazoa; Arthropoda; Insecta; Lepidoptera; Papilionidae
Source: the annotation of a GenBank genome assembly